Pseudoliparis swirei is the source of this 3985-nucleotide messenger RNA. RefSeq names its product 6-phosphofructo-2-kinase/fructose-2,6-biphosphatase 2b (gene pfkfb2b). Gene Ontology annotation, biological process: fructose metabolic process; fructose 2,6-bisphosphate metabolic process. The coding region runs from base 1414 to 3033 and encodes 539 amino acids. The record is from RefSeq and is a predicted model, not a curated record. Gene Ontology annotation, molecular function: 6-phosphofructo-2-kinase activity; ATP binding; fructose-2,6-bisphosphate 2-phosphatase activity. Lineage: Eukaryota; Metazoa; Chordata; Actinopteri; Perciformes; Liparidae. Gene Ontology annotation, cellular component: cytosol. The transcript has 17 exons.
AAUACAUAUUAUAAUAGACAAUAUUAAGGAGAAUAUUGAUAUUGUUAUUAAUGUAUUAUGAAGCAUAGGGGUAAUGUUUACUCUAUGCAAAUGUAAAUGGCAAGAAUUAAUGUAUGUUGCAUGAGAGUGACUGUAUGUUAGUAUUAUAGAUUGACGAAGCCGGUUGAAAUCCGUGAAAUGACUUACAAUAACAAGAGACUUUUAUUGUGAAGGUGACUUUAAUUGACGGGAAUCUUAUUGUGAAAGCGACUGAAACCGGAAGUGACGUUUGACCGGCGCAAGAGAGGAUUAUGAAACGGCGUGUUUUUAGAGAGCUCGUCCUCUUUUUUCAGGUAAGCCCCGAAGGGAAGGUUGUGCUCUCGGGAGGUGCCGAGAGCCUGCAGCCUUGACACGAGGAGAGAGCGCGUUGAAUGUUUGAUUCACUUUUCCUGCCAUUAAAUGUUGAUAACUUAAUCCAUGCGUGUCCGGAAGCCUGUUUCUCCACCAUCUGCGUAGUGCCCCAGUUUUGAGAAUACCUUACAGUCAUGAAUAAAUAAAUGUUGAAAUGUAAAUGUUUACGUUACGGUAUUUACAAGUUGUGCCUGCGCAUGCGCGACAGCCGAGAUUCUUGGCGACUUGCCAGGUCUUACCUCCGUGAGUUUGGCUUUUCUGCUGUUGCCCUUCAAAACAAAAGCUCAACAUUUAGCUUGUUCUUGUCUGGUGGAGCAAUCUGGUUUACUUGAAAGUGAUUGCAAUUGUAUUUCUUCUAUUAUUUGAAAAAGCACAGAUGCAGGAAUCACAAAUGGGGAUCUCAUAUUUAUUAUUAUUAUAAUUAUUUAAAUCUUGUUGAAAAAAAUCACCAAAUCAAAGACCAGGAGCUGGAUUACUGACAGACAGCUCACAGACGGCCUCAGACUGUCUGUCUGCUUAUGAACUAACUACAAGCUCACAGACAGAGUUCAGUCACAGCCGUCACACUGACUGGAGUCACAUGACUUGAUGGCAUUGUGAGAAAGCUACACAUAGACAGCUGUCUGAAGGUCUGUGGUUUUGGGAGGGUUAAUCAUUAUCAAAAAAAUUGCCCCCCCUGAGAAUUUUUUCAGGAGCCGCCACUGGUGUUUACUGCUCUUAAGGCUUUUUAAGAUUCCUGAUAACGUGAUAACAUUGACAUCUGAUCUAUUACCAUCGUUACGGUAAGGAAAGGAAAGGAGGAGGAAAGACGUCACGUGACGUAGAGGCGCACCUCCCGCUCAAAAGGACACCACCAGCCCGCGUAGGAGGCGCCUCCGCACCAAGGACAAGCCGAGCACACUGGCUCCUCCGGCCGCAGCGGCGGGGACAAACUCUCGGUCCCCCCGGCGUUGCGCACAUAGGCUUCCCGAACCGGCUCGAUAUUCACAUAUCGAUCAGCCCAGCUGAGAACAACACAACCUCAUGUCGAGCACGCCGAUGGACAACAACUCGGCCGAAGCCAAGAAGCCGGACACGAGGAUGAAUGAGAAGAAGUGCUCGUGGGCCUCCUAUAUGACCAAUUGUCCGACGGUGAUCGUGAUGAUCGGCCUGCCAGCUCGAGGGAAGACCUACAUGUCAAAGAAACUCACACGUUACCUCAACUGGAUCGGAGUGCCGACCAAAGUGUUCAACUUGGGCGUGUACCGCCGAGAGGCCGUCAGAGCGUACAAGUCCUACGAUUUCUUCCGGCACGACAACGAGGAAGCCAUGAAAAUACGGAAGCAGUGCGCUCUGGUCGCCCUGCAGGAUGUGAAGGCGUACCUGUUGGCGGAGGGAGGUCAGAUCGCGGUGUUUGAUGCAACAAACACAACAAGAGAACGACGUGACCUCAUUCUGGCUUUCGUGAAGGAGCAUUCAUUCAAGGUGUUCUUCGUGGAGUCGGUGUGUGACGACCCGGAGGUCAUCGCUGCUAAUAUUCUGGAAGUGAAAGUGUCCAGUCCGGACUACCCCGAGAGACACAGAGAGAGAGUCAUGGGCGAUUUCCUCAAACGGAUCGAGUGCUACAAGGUUACGUACCAGCCGUUGGACCCGGAUGAUUACGACAAGGACACGUCUUUCAUCAAGGUGAUGAACGUGGGCCGGCGCUUCCUGGUGAACCGCGUGCAGGACUACAUCCAGAGCAAGAUCGUCUACUACCUCAUGAACAUCCACGUGCACUCGCACUGCCUCUACCUGUGUCGGCACGGCGAGAGCGACCACAACGUGGACGGACGCAUCGGAGGAGACGCUGAACUCUCUCCUCGAGGGAAACAGUUCUCCCGCGCCCUGCGAGACUUCAUCGAGGAGCACGAGUUGUCUGAUUUGAAGGUGUGGACGAGCCAACUGAGAAGAACCAUCCAGACGGCGGAGGAGCUGGCCGUCCCGUAUGAACAGUGGAAGAUACUCAACGAGAUCGACGCGGGAGUGUGUGAGGAGAUGACUUAUGAGAUGAUCCAGAACUCGUUCCCAGAGGAGUUUGCUUUGAGGGACCAGGACAAGUAUCACUACCGGUACCCAGGAGGGGAGUCCUACCAAGACCUCGUCCAGCGCCUGGAGCCCGUGAUCAUGGAGUUGGAGAGGCAGGGCAACGUGUUGGUCAUCUGCCACCAGGCUGUGAUGCGCUGCCUGCUGGCUUACUUCCUGGACAAGAGUGCAGAAGAUCUGCCGUACAUGAAAUGCCCGCUCCACACAAUCCUCAAGCUGACCCCCGUUGCAUACGGUUGUAAAGUGGAGAUGUUUUACCUCAACGUGGAGUUGGUGAACACGCACCGACACCGGCCGCUUUAUUUCAUCCCCUACCAGGAUAAAAACCCGAUGGACUCUGCUCUCAUACACCGGCGGAAUAGUUACACGCCCUUGUCCAGUCACGACCAGGUCAAGCGGCCCAGGCUCUACAGCGCGGGCAACCAGCCCUGGCUCCCGCUCGCCCCCACCCCAUCGGCGCUGAUGCCGGAGGGACGGCAAAGCCAACCUCGGACAGGAAGCAGUUGUCUGAGUCCCUGUGCGAAGGAAGCGACUUUGACAGCCCCGAAGAAACGAGUGGCUGUGUCCGCUUCUGAGUGAAGACGAACGCCUCUUCCUCCUCGGCACAAUGCGGGCGACGGGUUCAGCAUGGAAUCAAAAGAGUUUUUCUUUCUUUUCUUUUUUAAAACCACAUUUUGGGAAAUGCUGGUCAGACGUUGUGGUCGUGUCCAUCUCCAUCUCUCUGUUUAACUUCACUCUGCAUGCCGAGGCUGUGAACUGGACGCCGUAUCAUUAUUACCAUAAGCACUUCUGGAUGUGUGACGAAAUCAAUUAAACAAACAGGCAACUCAUCAUCGUUGUAAAUAUUACAAUGCCUUACUGAAGUUAAAGUACAUUGAUGUAAUUAGCUCUUCUGUAUGAAUGUAACGAGCAAUUGUGCGUCAUUAUUUCAGUUUUGCAACGAGCAAAUAUAAAGUAGAUGCAGUCAAAAUAUUUUUCUAAUACAAAUACCUUCAUAUACCUGGAGAGCUCGUCAGAUGUAUCCCGAGCUGUCGUCUAUUAUGUGUUAUGUUAUUUGAGGGAAUGUACUUUUUUUUGCGUUCUGAAGGAAAUUCAAAUAUGAAAUGUCUCGUUUGAUAAAUACACAACAUUGCUGGACACACAAAAAAAACCUUAGGAUUCUGUCAAAAGCUGCCAUUUCAUAAUGUCUACAAGCUUAUCUGUCACAACGUUAGCUAAAGCAUUAAUCGGUCAAUGCAUUGUUCGUCUCGCCUGUGUAUACGAGGAUGGGAUGUUGUGCAACAAAAGCAUAACACGUUGUCGGAGCACAAACUUGUAUUACAUUUAUGUUAAUGUAUUUUACCCUUUAAAUUCAGCCUAGAUACACUUUACUUAAUAGACAGUGGCACAAACUCUAUUCUGUGUACGUUUUGACUGUUGCUAAGUUGUUCAACACGCCUACUCGUGCCUUUUUAAGCGGUCAAUAAAAGUGACAUUUUUAAGUGACAUGAAUUUAUUCCCCGCAGAAAUAAAGGAGACACUCAGCACGUAA